Messenger RNA from Trachymyrmex cornetzi, 813 nucleotides. RefSeq lists its product as uncharacterized. Bases 1 to 813 code for a protein of 270 amino acids. The transcript has a single exon. NCBI's taxonomy places the organism in Eukaryota, Metazoa, Arthropoda, Insecta, Hymenoptera, Formicidae. The record is from RefSeq and is a predicted model, not a curated record. Gene Ontology annotation, molecular function: nucleic acid binding. Gene Ontology annotation, biological process: DNA integration.
AUGAGUGCGGAGGGGACUAUAGAAAGGCUAAGAGAAUGUUUUGCUCGUUUUGGUCUUCCGCGAAUUAUAUUUUCGGAUAAUGGUAGACAGUUUGUGUCGGAGGAAUUUGCUCAUUUUUGUAAGAACAAUGGAAUUAAUCAUAGAACGUCAGCUCCGUAUCAUCCAGCUACCAACGGUUUAGCGGAGAAUGCAGUGGGCAAUUUUAAAAGAGGAUUAUUAAAGGCGUUAGCAGAUAAGCGAAAUGCGUCAGUGAGUACAACCACAUUAAUUAAUAGGUAUUUAGCUUCAUAUAGGAAUGCGCCACAUGCGAGCGUAGGAGAAAGUCCUGCAAAAUUAAUGUUUGGUCGCGAAAUGAGAACGAAGUUGAGUUUGUUAACCAGUGCGGAAAGGGAAAAGGCUAGAGAGAGGCAGGUACGAUAUUUUAAGGGAAACAGAGAAGUUGAGUUUGAGCCAGGCGAAAUGGUUUAUGUGAAAGAAGAUUAUAAGUGUCCAACAAAGCCAACAUGGCGUAAAGCAAUUAUUAAGGAUAAAUUAGGUGUUAGAACUUAUUUAUGUAAAGCGUUAGAUGCAGAAGGAGUAGUAUGGAAGAGACAUACAGAUCAAAUUGUAAAGGUUGGAAGGUUUUAUAGCAAGGAAGAGGCCUAUUUGAUGCAACAGGAAGAAGGAAAGGAUUUGAGGGAGUCAAAAAGGGGUAAAGAACCGGAAAGUGAGGGUAAACAAGUCAUAAUUCAGAAAGAGGACGAAGCGAAGAUUAGUGUUGCCCAUGUCAGACCUAAGAGAGAGAUUAAACCGGUUGAGAAACUAAAUUUAUAA